GAGCACAAUUACCUUCUUUUCAAAUCCUUCUGUGACACUGCGGGAGGAAAAAGGACUUUGAAACUUGAAAGGAAAGAGCUUGCUUUCAACCUCAAAAGCUAGGAGGAAAGGGCUCUGAAAUUUGCUCAGUAUUCCCAAUUCACCAUUAGCCUGUUUCUUCCUUUAGCCUCAAGGCAUUCUCCGCUUUUUGAAAAGAUGUUAAGAAAUUCAGUCACAAUAGAGAGCCUAGUUUUGAACAUGUUUCACUCGGUCCAUUGAGGUCUGGUCUUCAGCCUUUGUGUGGGGUGAAUUGAGCUGAGCAGCAAGCUGGUUGGGGAGAGGUGAAUGAGCAGUCUCUGUGCAGUCACAAAUUCUGGCAAAGAAAAGAUUACCCUUUCCUUUAUUUUACAAUAUGCAUUCCUGUACAAUCCUGCUAGUGGCAAUAUGCGGAGCCGAGCUUGUGCUUAGGUCAAUAUGGAGCACUUGGUUUAUAGCAACUCUUGUUAAGUUUGUCUUGUAAUUGAAGCUGCUGUUGACCUUGCUUGGAGACCGUUUGUAAAACCGUUUAUUUAGCAUAAACUGAAAUAAUAAACCCUCCUUCUCUUAGGCCGAUUGUGAUAGGGUGACAUUAGUUUGAUUUAAUGAUUAGCCGCCUGACCCCUCAGCUAGAGAGAGCUGCUUGAAUAAGGAGAGUUCACUAGGAAGCACACAGGAAGAAUACUAAUGAGCUUGUUAGAUUUAGCAUGGCACCAACCACUUUUAAUUCCUCUAAUGGGAGAAGCACUGCCUCAGAGUGGGGGGGAAGGGAGAGAGACAGCCAGAAGGAGAGGGAGGAAUGCCCACGUCCCGGUAGCCAGAGAAACUUGGUCAAGAGAAGAGCUUGGAGGGAGCAUCAGCCAGGGUCUCUUGGACUGAGUUAGGAUGAAAGUCCUGGGCAGACCUAUCACAGAGAGAGAAGGAACGCGAUCACAAUGCAGCCGCAGGGUGGGCAAGGCCUCGGCAAGAUCAGUGAAGAGCCUUCCACGUCGAGUGAGGAAAGGGCCUCAUUAAUCAAGAAAGAGAUCCAUGGAUCUAUAUCGCACCUUCCCGAACCUUCUGUACCUUACCGCGGGACGCUGUUUACCAUGGACCCCCGAAACGGUUACAUGGACCCUCAUUACCAUCCGCCUCACCUCUUCCCAGCAUUCCACCCUCCUGUACCUAUUGAUGCGAGACAUCAUGAGGGGCGCUACCAUUACGAACCAUCUCCCAUUCCUCCUCUGCAUGUGCCUUCUGCUUUAUCAAGUAGCCCAACAUACUCAGAGCUUCCAUUCCUUAGAAUUUCCCCGCACCGAAAUCCUGCUGCAACAUCAGAGUCUCCCUUCAGCACCCCUCACCCUUACAUUAACCCCUACAUGGACUACAUCAGGUCCCUGCACAGCAGCCCAUCCCUCUCCAUGAUCUCAGCAGCCCGUGGGCUCAGCCCAACAGACGCUCCACACGCUGGCGUCAGCCCAGCUGAAUAUUACCAUCAGAUGGCUCUGUUGGCAGGCCAGCGCAGCCCGUAUGCAGACAUCAUUCCUUCAGCUGCCACUGCAGGAGCCGGUGCUCUUCAUAUGGAAUAUCUUCACGCCAUGGAUAGCGCCAGGUUUCCAAGCCCAAGAUUGUCAGCUAGACCAAGCCGGAAGCGCACGUUGUCCAUAUCCCCCUUAUCUGAUCACAGCUUUGACCUUCAGACCAUGAUACGAACAUCUCCAAAUUCCUUGGUCACAAUUCUGAAUAACUCUCGUAGCAGUUCCUCAGCCAGUGGUUCUUACGGCCACUUAUCUGCAAGUGCAAUAAGCCCUGCUUUGAGUUUCACAUACCCUCCUACACCGGUAUCCCUCCAGCAAAUGCAUCAGCAAAUUAUAAGUCGUCAGCAAACCCUAGGUUCAGCCUUUGGACACAGCCCUCCACUCAUCCAUCCUGCUCCAACCUUUCCUACCCAGAGACCUAUCCCUGGCAUCCCCAGUGUCCUGAACCCUGUCCAGGUCAGCUCUGGACCUUCUGAGUCCACACAGCAGAAUAAACCCACAAGUGAAUCUGCAGUGAGCAGCACUGGAGAUCCCAUGCACAACAAGCGCUCCAAGAUAAAGCCCGACGAGGACCUCCCCAGCCCAGGAGCAGGAAGUGUGCAGGAACAGCCAGAAGGAAUGACCCUGGUAAAAGAGGAAGGGGACAAAGAUGAAAGCAAACAGGAGCCUGAAGUGGUCUACGAGACAAACUGCCACUGGGAAGGCUGUUCCCGGGAGUUUGACACGCAGGAACAGCUAGUGCAUCACAUAAACAAUGACCAUAUCCACGGUGAGAAGAAAGAGUUUGUGUGCCGAUGGCUGGACUGUUCCCGGGAGCAGAAACCAUUCAAAGCCCAGUAUAUGCUGGUGGUCCACAUGCGGAGACAUACAGGGGAAAAGCCACACAAAUGCACUUUUGAAGGUUGUACAAAGGCCUACUCCAGACUAGAAAACUUGAAAACGCACUUGAGAUCUCACACUGGAGAGAAACCGUAUGUGUGUGAACAUGAAGGCUGCAAUAAAGCUUUCUCCAAUGCAUCCGACAGGGCCAAGCACCAAAAUAGGACUCAUUCUAAUGAGAAACCAUAUGUCUGCAAGAUACCGGGCUGCACAAAGCGCUACACAGACCCCAGUUCUCUCCGGAAACAUGUGAAGACCGUGCAUGGUCCGGAGGCACACGUCACCAAGAAACAACGGGGAGAUAUCCACCCAAGGCCUCCGCCACCGAGAGACCCAGGCAGCCACUCCCAGACCCGGUCACCAGGCCAUCAGACUCAGGGUGCAAUUGGUGAGCAGAAGGACCUCAGCAACACUACCUCAAAGCGUGAAGAAUGCCUCCAAGUGAAAGCGGUCAAGUCAGAAAAACCAAUGACAUCUCAGCCAAGCCCUGGUGGUCAGUCUACAUGCAGCAGCGAACAGUCCCCCAUCAGCAACUAUUCCAACAAUGGGAUCGAGCUUACUCUGACCGGUGGUGGUAGUGUAGGAGACCUCAGUGUCAUCGAUGAAACCCCAAUCAUGGACUCUACCAUUUCCACAGCCACCACAGCACUUGGCUUACAGGCCAGGAGGAAUAUGACAGGGACCAAAUGGAUGGAGCAAGUGAAAUUAGAAAGGUUGAAACAAGUUAAUGGAAUGCUUCCAAGACUGAACCCCCUUCCACCUUCCAAAGCCCCGACCUUGCCGCCUCUCAUAGGAAAUGGUACCCAGUCGAACAGCAGCUGCAGUGUAGGAGGAUCCAUGACUAUUCUGCCGAACAGGAACGAACUUUCGAGUACAGACAUCACUGUGUUGAACAUGCUGAACAGGAGGGACAGCAAUACUAGCACAAUCAGUUCAGCCUACCUGAGCAGCCGCAGGUCCUCUGGAAUCUCACCUUGCUUCUCCAGCCGGAGGUCCAGCGAUGCCUCCCAGGCAGAGGGGAGACCGCACAACGUGAGUGUUGCAGACUCCUAUGACCCCAUCUCGACAGAUGCCUCCCGGCGCUCCAGUGAAGCGAGCCAGUGUGAUGACCUGCCAAGUCUUCUCAGCCUCACCCCGGCCCAGCAAUACAGGCUGAAAGCUAAAUAUGCAGCAGCUACUGGUGGACCCCCACCAACUCCACUGCCUAACAUGGAGAGGAUGAGCCUCAAAACAAGGAUGGCACUCUUGGGUGACUGCAGGGAGUCUGGAGUAUCUCCACUGCCUUCAGUGAAUGCCCCUCGAAGAUGUAGUGACGGUGGGGCAAAUGGUUACAGCAGGAGGCAUUUUCUGUCUCAUGAUGCUUUAGGAAAUGGAACAAGAAGAGCCAGUGAUCCAGUAAGAAUGGCCUCCGACAACCUCUCUCUCCCUAGAGUCCAGCGUUUCAACAGUCUUAAUAGCUUUAACCCUCCUGCUUUGCCUCCAUCCACGGAAAAGCGCAACCUUGUUCUUCAGAACUAUACCCGUUCUGAGGGUGGCGUCUUCCGCGGCUUCAGCUCCCCAUGUCCUCCGAGCAUCAGUGAGAACGUCGCCCUGGAGGCUGCUACAAUGGAAGCAGGUGGCAGUCUGAAUGAUGAGGAUCUCCUGCCAGAUGACGUGGUUCAGUAUCUGAAUUCCCAGAACCAGGGCAUGUAUGACCACUUGUUGAACAAUGUCCUAGAUGGCAACAAAAUGCAUCACAGCUCAGUGUUAGGAAACAACAACCCCAGCAACUUCGACCAAGCCCCUCCACCGAGCAGUCAGCAGGCAGGUUCCGAGGCAAACAAAAGCGACUUGCCCAUUCAGUGGAAUGAAGUAAGCUCAGGAAGUUCUGACUUAUCUUCUUCAAAACUGAAAUGUGGCCAGCGCUCAGCAGUGCAGCAGUCUCGGGCCUUCAGACUGUAUAACAAUAUGAUGGUUCAGCAGCAGAGUCUGGAAAGAAGCAACAUGGCCCAGCAGAACGGCUAUCAGAACCUGAUGGAGAACACUGGUUCCUAUGGUUUACAGCAAAACAUGGUUCUUGGCAGCGGAGCUGGCAAUUCUUUCAGCAUGCAGCCCAAUAAGCCUUACAGCGAAAGCGUCGGACGGCAAGCCAUGAUGUCUGGGGCAAUGGACAAUUCAUGUGUCAUGGCAGUUCAAGGGCAGAAGUUGAGAAGUAGCAACAUGCCACUGAGUGGGAACCCACAAAAUUUCGGCCACCCCAUGGUAUCCAGCGAUCAAGCCACCAGUAUGGCAAAUGGGAUACAGAACAGGAAUAUGAUGGAACAGGAGUAUUUGCAAAACCAACCAGUUGGGGAUGGCGUUCAUUACCAGGGAGUCGAUCAAUCCGGUCAAAUGAUGCUAGGGCAGGUUAGUCCUACCUCACAAAGCAGCCUGUACCAAGGGCCGCAGGGUUGUCCACCAGUGUCUCACACCACUGGUAACCAGCCUUCAGGUUUGUUGGUGUCCAAAAGUUACCAGCCAUGUGCUAACUACAGCGGCAACAGACGGCAGAACGUGUUGAGAAGCAACCUGGCACAACAGCAAGGACAUAUAAGUGAUGGCAACCAGGCGUACAGGGUAAACACCAUUAAGAUGGAGAUGCAAGGUCAAUCACAGGAGUUCUGCUCUAACGUGCAGAAUUACUCUGGUCAGUUAUAUGACCAAACCAUGGGCUUUAGCCACCAAGCUAUGAAAACAGGUUCUUUCUUUGGUUCAGAAGCUAACUGCCUGCUGCAGGGGACUGCAACUGCAAACUCAUCUGAGCUUCUUUCCCCGGGGGCUAACCAAGUGUCGAGCACAGUUGACAGCAUUGACAGCACCAGUCUAGAGGGCGUGCAGAUUGAUUUUGAUGCUAUCAUAGAUGAUGGGGACCACGUCAGCUUAAUUUCAGGAGCCCUGAGCCCGAGUAUCAUUCAGAAUGUCUCCCGCAAUUCCUCACGCCUCACCACUCCCCGAGCGUCUCUUACAUUCCCAGCUAUGCCCGUAAGCACAACCAACAUGGCUAUUGGGGACAUGAGCUCUUUGUUGACCUCACUUGCAGAAGAAAGCAAGUUUCUUGCUGUUAUGCAAUAGACAUAAAGAACAAAACAAAACAAAAAGAACCCUUAGAGAUAACAGAUGAAAAAGACUCGUAUUUUUUAGUUGUGUAUGUAUUUUAGCAGUCUCAUCUCACCUAAAUGGGAUGUGUUUCAAGUAUAUUCCUUUUAUGGAAUAAGGACUCUGAAAACCCUAAAGUGUUCUAGGGAGAAACUGUCUUCCAUUUCAGUUUUGAAUCAGUAUUGCUACACUCAUUCCUCCCUCCCCUUUUCUCUCUUUCCCUCCCCCCCCCCCCCCCCCCACUUUUGAAUGUCUGUAUGCUUCCUUUUGCCUUUUUUUAAUUGUAAACCAGUGUAAACGUGUGAAGUGCAUGUUUUUGUUUUGUUUGGGGAUUUUUUUUAUUUUAAGAAAGGUCUGAUGAAAUAACUUCGCAAUUUUUCUGUCACUCAAAAGAAACUAAGCCUUGUACAACUUGUUGCAACUCUUCCCCCUAAACAUAUAGGCACAAAAUAACCAGGCACAAUGUAAAGUGAGCCUGCAGUGAUGAAAUCCUCUCUGGAUGCACUGGAUAGAUCGCACUGAGGUGGACAACCCUUCAGAAAUGCACUGACAUGAUACUCCUAGGCUGUAGUUUCAGAGUCAUGGAGCACAAGAAAUGAGGAGGUUCAAGCAAAUAGGAAAUGUACAACCAUCAUCCCUUUGAUCCCUAGCAAAAGUUUAAGGUUUUCGUAAACAAACACACAGAUAGCUGUCACUGCCCUGCAUCAUGAUACUGAGACUGUGUCUUGUUUAAUCCAUUUCAGAGGGAGGAGAGGACCAGAAAGCUAUUCCUAGUCCAGAUCUCAUCUUCUGCACUGUUUGGUAUUCUGUUUUUCAGUCUUCUUUUUCAAAUGAUUGGAUAGUAAAAUUAAUGGGCAGGAUUUGGGUAGUCUAGAAUCCCCUACUUCCAUACCACAUUUGUGGAGAUAUGAUCAGGGUCUUAUUGAGUAUUUCCUACAGUGAAAUAACAAAAUUGCAGUAUUCCAUACUGGCGAUUUUUAAUUUAAUGCGAAUUGUUGAGGUAUUUUGCUGAGCCACUGCAUUUUAUUCACAGUAGCAGUUCCUUUGCCAGCAGAACUGUUUUGUACAUCCCUUUGAGCACAUACAGCUUCAUGGGUGGAUGUUUUAAACUAAGUAAAUGCCCGCUGAUGUAACACAGUUACACAGUUAUGGCAUGUAAAGCAAGUAAGUAGAAAAUGAAUAGCCCAGUUCUCAAACUAACCAAAUAAAUCAGUGUGAUGGCAAGCAAACUGAUAAAUGUUUUUCCUCUGUAUCCAGGCUUUACAAAAUCAGGAAAUUUAAACUGCAUUAAAAAUAGCAAAAACAAGCGGAAGGUGAUUUCUGUGGACUAGGAGGCCACAGUAUUCAUUCUUUUGACUGGAAAAAAAAGCUGAAAUACCAACUGAUUCAGGGCAUGGCAUUUGAGGAAACGUGUAGGAAUACAACCUCAGUGAAGCUGUCAGAUAACAUUGAUCUAUUAACAGCUCUUAGAGGAAGACGCUGUAAAUCAGUAGGAAAACAUCAUAGGAAUCUGGUGCUGGGGCCGUAUUUGUGCUUAACACAGCACGUACCAAGUGAUUUGCACUGUGAGCUGGAAUGUCAAAAAGCAAGACAAAUGUAAAUAUCCUACAGCUUUUAUGAUCACCCAGCUCCUGUCUUUCUCCAUAUCUUUAGCAAGCAUUUCUUCCUUCCUCUGUCUCAUGCACGCAUGUUCCCCCAUCCUGCUCUUUGCCUUUUGCCAGUUUCCCUCCUGACCUCCCUCCCCAUGUCCAGCUAUCACAGCCCUCCUGCAGUGGUCCCUGGGCUGCACAGGGAGCUAGGCACAGCUCACAUGGCAAACAGUCGGUUUGGAACACGGCGAUGCUGCUCCUUGUGCUCUCCUUGCACAAAGGCAGCCCUGUAGAAACCUGCUGCUUGUACCAGCCCUUGCCCCUUGUCCUGUCAUGAAAGGAUGCCACCAGCCAGGCAGGUGAGUGGGGUAGGAGGGAUGCUUCUAUGGCCAUGCUGUACAUUGCAGUGCCAUGAUAACAGCUCACAACCAUGUGAAGAAACAGCAGCCUGUGUAUGAGGGAAGGCUGUGCUGGACAUCUUGCAGAUGGUUCUCGGUAACCAUUUGCUGGCUCUUUAUUAAAUCAUCAAUUACAUGUUUAUAAACAGUUUCAUCAGGGAGACUUAUGGCCAGCUUGGGAGUAGGUGACUUGGGAGAGAAGCCUUUUAUUGUCAUAAAGUCCAACGCAUUAAAAAAAAAAAGCAACCUCAAACUAUUUUUUAAAACUCAAUUUCCAGUUCAUAAUUGUAUUUGCUGGUCCAAUUGAAGCUGGGAGCCUAUUGACAGAUGUGAUCCAUCAGGGCUUAGAAGUAGCCAUUCAUAUUGCUCAAGGCUAAAAGGGACUGCUUGAGUCAUUAAUUUGCCUUCCUGGAUUUGGCAAACCUUUGUCACUCACCCCUGUGUUGGGCCAGUAGUGUGUCUUGGCCAAAACCACACUCUCCAGAAAGGCAUCCCACUUUGAUUUGCGAAGGUUGAAGAACCAGAGACUCCACUGUGUCCCCAGGGAGUUUGUGCAAAUGGUUGAUCGUUAUUCUGUCAUUAAGUGUAUGUGCCACUUAGGUUCGUGUGUCAUUUCCCUGCUUUUAGUAUCUCCUCAUGCUUUUCACAGACUGGUUUGGGUUGGAAGGGACCUUAAAGCUCAUCCCAUUCUAACCCCUUGCCAUGGGCAGGGACACCUUCCACUAGACCAGAUUGCUCAAAGCCCUGUCCAACCUGGCCUUAAGCUUCCUGUUUUGGUACCUGUGAGGGUAGCAAUACCUCGUAGCCCAGCAGUCUUCGGUUUGGGUUUUGAUUUCAUAGGGUAGACUGGGCUCUCUGAUUGUGGCACUGUUAGGCUGGGCACCACCUUUCACUUGUCAACCUCCUUGUCAAUAUGUGGCAGUUUGGGGAAUGUCCCACCAUCACUGCUCACAUGUUUACUGGCACCCCUCCUGUUCUACCAGUUACAGAGCCAAAGCUUGCUUUUGUGUAUUCAGCUGAUCUGUUGCAUCAGUUGCCAUUGCCAUAGCAGCGGGAAACCCACCACUCAUGCUAAGAGUAUUAGGAAAAGCAAAAAAUAGUGUGAAUUUCCUAUUUUUAAAGCACUGCAGCCUGUGUCUAAAUCACCUUUUCUUCUAAUGGCUCUGUGGGGGUCUUCCAGAUUGGUUACCAUUGCCCUUUGGCGCAUCUCCCUCACUGGGCCUGCAUCAGGCACCCCUAUUUCUCCAGGCAGUUUUACUUCCCACAAAGUGGGAUCACCAGUGGGACUUCAUCCAUCAGGUACACCCAGGUAGAGGAAAGGGGUUCUUCCAGAGAGCCAGCAGGCUUUCCAAGGGGGUUUGCUGGUGAGUGCUGGCCCCACACAUCCCCAUGGCAGAUGACUUUACUCCCUCCUUGGAGAUCAGCCCUACAUGGUACGUGCAUUAUGGUGCUGGCUGGGUCCUCACUUCCCCUCACUGCGCCCCCAGCCCUUGAUGAAGUGGCCGGUCAGCUCUCCCAUACCUGCUGAGCAAUGGCCCAUCCUUCCCAACAGCAGUGUUCCUGUUCUCGCAAUGUAUGUGCCUUAUUUUGUGUUGCUCCUGUAAAAAGAGAGGGACCAAGAUGUGUUGCCAAAUGUUCCCAGUGAGGCUGUACUUCCCAUUCAGCUGAUUGAUGGCACAUACCACUGUUAAUAGUGUCCGAAACGUCUUGUAAACCUCUGGUAUUCACGUGUUACUGUCCUUGGAUUGGUGGAAUGUCUCCUAUGGAACAGUUACUGUUGUCAGUCCUGCAGAUGUGUAAGAUAAAAAUGUGUUCUUUUUUUUUUUCCCCAAUUUUUUUAUUUUUUUUAAUAAAACUUGUAAUCCUUUUUUUUUUUAAAAAAAGAAAAAAAAGAAAAUGUGUACAUACAUUUACGUACGGUAGGAAUAGUGUUUGGCUGUAACGGGCCUUAGUGGUCUUCAUUUGAUAAACCUGCAGUUACGAUCUGAUGUUUCUCAAGCCUUAGGUUGAUCGGAAGGGUCUGUAGCACUGUGUACAUACGAACUGUACUUCUGCUUUCAGAACCACUUAGCUCUUUUGUAACAAAAAAACAAACUUUCUUACAAUGUCAAUAAAAACACAAAAGCCUUUGUACUUAA
This is a messenger RNA of Pezoporus occidentalis (night parrot), 9650 nucleotides long. It is a transcript of the gene GLI3, whose product is annotated as GLI family zinc finger 3. The transcript has 14 exons. The record is from RefSeq and is a predicted model, not a curated record. Gene Ontology annotation, biological process: smoothened signaling pathway; regulation of transcription by RNA polymerase II. The coding region runs from base 951 to 5501 and encodes 1516 amino acids. Gene Ontology annotation, molecular function: RNA polymerase II cis-regulatory region sequence-specific DNA binding; DNA-binding transcription factor activity, RNA polymerase II-specific. Gene Ontology annotation, cellular component: nucleus. NCBI's taxonomy places the organism in Eukaryota, Metazoa, Chordata, Aves, Psittaciformes, Psittacidae.